This is a messenger RNA of Olea europaea var. sylvestris, 2180 nucleotides long. RefSeq names its product potassium transporter 11-like. The record is from RefSeq and is a predicted model, not a curated record. Bases 299 to 2119 code for a protein of 606 amino acids. Gene Ontology annotation, molecular function: potassium ion transmembrane transporter activity. The transcript is spliced from 6 exons. Gene Ontology annotation, biological process: potassium ion transmembrane transport. Gene Ontology annotation, cellular component: membrane. NCBI's taxonomy places the organism in Eukaryota, Viridiplantae, Streptophyta, Magnoliopsida, Lamiales, Oleaceae.
CAAAAUCACAGCAAAACCCAAACUGCUUCACAACGACCAAGAAAAUGCAAUCCCAUAGAAGUCGCGUCGAUCGCCGGAGACACAAACGAGAGCCGUUGCUGGUCGUCGCACACACAAACGGAGAUGCCAAUAACUGGAUAGGUAAUCUCCCACGUCGAUUGCACACACAGUAACCACAGCAACGCUUCACACACAGAAAAGCUGGAGAAUCUUAGACUCAACUCCGGCCACCUACAGAGAAUCGACUCCCACCUGUGAAGGAAGUCAGAUACCGUUCUUCCCGAUUCUAGAACUCGAGAUGCCACCACAUGACUCAGUGACCAACGAAAGGAGCUCACGAUUCAACAAUCUCAGAGUUCUUUCGGCUUCUGGAGGGAUCAAGGUGGACCAUCCAAAGAUGAGUAAUGAUGUGGUUGUACUGGUUGCUGUAUUCAUACUAGUUGGUUUGUUUAGCAUGCAACACUAUGGCACAGACAAAGUUGGCUGGCUUUUUGCUCCUGUUGUACUGCUUUGGUUUCUCAUGAUUGGAGGUGUUGGCAUCUUCAACAUAUAUAAAUAUGAUAGCUCAGUCUUGAAAGCCUUUUCGCCUGUGUACAUAUAUCGAUACUUCAAAAGAGCAAGAAAAGAUGGUUGGACAUCUCUUGGUGGCAUUAUGCUCAGUAUCACAGGGACAGAGGCACUUUUUGCAGAUCUUGGCCAUUUUCCAGUUUCAGCUGUACAGCUUGCUUUCACAGUAAUAGUGUUUCCUUGCCUUCUUCUAGCCUAUUCGGGGCAAGCAGCCUACCUGAUGCAAAAUAAGGAGCAUGUGAUCGAUGCAUUUUAUCGUUCUAUUCCAGAUGGUAUAUACUGGCCAAUGUUUGUUGUUGCAACUUUGGCUGCUAUUGUUGCUAGUCAGGCCACCAUAUCUGCUACUUUUUCAAUAAUCAAGCAAGCCCUUGCCCUGGGCUGUUUUCCAAGAGUCAAAGUUGUACAUACAUCAAAGAAGUUCCUUGGGCAGAUAUACAUUCCAGAUAUGAAUUGGAUCCUUAUGGUUCUUUGUAUUGCUGCAACUGCUGGAUUUAGAAACAAAAGCCAAAUUGGGAAUGCUUAUGGUACUGCUGUCGUGAUUGUCAUGCUCGUGACCACUUUUCUCAUGACGCUAAUAAUGUUACUAGUUUGGCACUGCCACUGGAUUAUUGUCCUAAUCUUUACUGGCUUCUCUCUGGUUGUGGAGUGUACGUACUUCUCUGCAGUGCUUUUCAAGGUCGAUCAAGGUGGUUGGGUUUCCCUCAUGAUUUCUGCUGCCUUUCUCGUCAUCAUGUAUGUCUGGCAUUAUGGUACAAUCAAAAGGUAUGAAUUUGAGAUGCACAGCAAGGUCUCAAUGGCUUGGAUUCUAGGGCUUGGCCCCAGCUUGGGGCUGGUUCGUGUACCAGGAAUAGGGCUUGUGUACACAGAACUAGCUAGUGGUGUACCACAUAUUUUCUCACAUUUCAUCACCAACCUACCAGCAAUACAUUCUGUGGUAGUCUUUGUGUGUGUCAAGUACCUUCCCGUAUACACAGUUCCGGAGGAAGAGAGAUUUCUUGUGAAACGUAUAGGACCAAAGAACUUUCACAUGUUCCGUUGCGUUGCAAGAUAUGGUUACAAAGACCUUCACAAAAAAGAUGACGAGUUUGAGAAGAAGCUCUUUGACAAUCUCUUCACAUUUGUUCGGCUUGAGUCCAUGAUGGAAGGGUGUUCCGACUCUGAUGAAUACAGCUUAUACGGACAAGAGACUCAACAGUCAAGAGAUUUUUUGUUGAAAGAUAAUGUCCGUACAUAUACAUCAAGUAACGAUCUCUCAAUUUCAUCGGUGGACUCCAUCGUGCCUGCCAAAUCUUCAAUGCACAAGACCGUAACAUCACCAGGGCGACAGACGGAGUUUGAUGAAUUGGAGUUUUUGUCUAGUUCUAGGGAUGCUGGGGUUGUGCACAUCCUUGGGAAUACAGUAGUUAGAGCAAGUAGGGAAUCUAGGAUUUAUAAGAAGAUAGCUAUUGAUUAUAUAUAUGCAUUUCUUAGGAAGAUCUGCAGGGAAAAUAGUGUAAUUUUUAAUGUACCUCAUGAAAGCCUUUUAAACGUAGGGCAGGUUUUCUUUGUGUGAAUUGAGUUUUGUUGACAGUUGAAAUCAUCAAAUUUGAUUAUUAGAACUUGACGUUCUUGAA